AGGGCUGCUUGGAGGCUUCUCCACAGAAGCAGUGUCCAUUCUUUUGCACCCUGGAGGCCAAAGGAUGAUCUGUGGUGCCGGUGAAGUCCAUCAUCACACCCGUGAACAUACAAGAGUAGCUUUUGUCAGGUUUCCCUCAUGGCUGAAGGGAAACCCCCACAGAGGCUGCCAGCACCAGGCAAAGGGCCAGGAUUUGAUUUCAUAUAGAUGUGAAGCUCCUAAACCAGAAACUCCUGUUUCCAAGGGCACCCCAGGAGAUGAGGUUUUUAGCCAGGCUGUCACAGGAACAGACACUCCUAAGACGUGAAAACCAGGAUCUGGGACACCCACAAGGGCUGCUCAGCUGAGGACAACAGGAUCAGGACGCUCCCCCGAUGGACUGCGGGCGCCCGGCAGAGAGCAGCGAGGAGCUGGGCAGCCCGGGGGCCGAGGCCGAGGCCGCGCCGCCGCGCUCGGGCGGCAGCAGCUCCGCGGCCCGCUCGGCCGGGCCCGCUGUGGGCCGCCCCGCCGCCGCCAACGCGGCCCGGGAGCGCAGCCGCGUGCAGACCCUGCGCCACGCCUUCCUGGAGCUGCAGAGGACGCUGCCCUCCGUGCCGCCCGACACCAAGCUCUCCAAGCUGGACGUGCUCCUCCUGGCCACCACCUACAUCGCGCACCUCACCCGCAGCCUGCAGGAUGAGGAGGAGCCGGCGGGAGAGGGCCUGGGCACGCUCCGCGGGGAUGGGUACCUCCACCCGGUCAAGAAUCCAGAUUCUCAUCUCUUCCCUCGUCCUGGGCACCGACAGCUGGUUAAUUACCAGCCGUGUGUUAAUUACUGCCAUGAAGGUGCUCUUCUGAAGCAUUUCUCUGAAGUGGCCCAUGCGUUCCAGGCUGUACAUUGGAGCCACGGGACAGUUUCUGACUCACUCAGCACAAGGAGACAGCACAAACCGUGGGGAAACAUCAACAUCUUCACAGAUCUAACCUCCCUUCUUGCUUUGAAAAAAAUGGUUAUUUAUUACACCUUAUAUAAAUAUAUAUUUAAGUUAAAAAAUCAGUAUCUACAGACAAACUGUAAUUCCUGAAAUGCUGUUUGUGAGGAAAAGGAAUUGAUUCUUAAAUGUAAUUAAUACCUCAUUAAGUUAACGUGACACAUCAAUGGUUUCUAUCACUGCUGCGAUCUGAAUGAGGGGGAGUGGGAGGUGGUGACUGCAGCCAGCAGAGUGAAGUAUCCCUGUCCUCUCUGGGACAAGCCCUGUAAGAAAAGAGAGGAGGAGUUAUGUGCUAAAGGCCAAGUACAGGGCAAAACAGGCUUAGGUGAAAAGAGAAGGGCAAGGCUAAAAAUAGCAACUGUAAUCCCACACAGACUUUCUCCACUGCUUAAAGCCGAUGGCAGAAAUCCCCUGACCGCAGCUGUCAGGCCAGGGCUCCAGCCAUCGGAUAGUCCUACACUUUUGUAGCUAUUCUGGGAAUAUGGAUGCAUGUUCAUGGAGUAAAAAUGUGCUCAGAGAGCUGGCCCCCCUGCACAGAGUGCUGCUCAAUUUGGGCACUGCUUGUACCCACCCGCAGGACCGAGCUGCAUGUCACGGGCUCAGUCUGUGUUUGCUCCCCGGCACAGCCACGUGUCUGCUCACCACACCACGGCCCAUUUCAUUAAAGGGGUUCACGUGUUGGAGCAGGGGAACCCAAAGUGUUGGCUUGUUCGCUUAAACAUCUCUAUUUAGGCAAAGAUGCUGAAACUAAAUGCACAAAUGUCAUCUGUUAUAUCUGUUCUGUAAAACACUGUACUUCUCAUAUGGUUUGUUAUUGCUGAGGUAAAUGUUCUAUUAAAUAUUAUUCAGUGAAUAUUAUAUACUUUGAGUUGCAAAAUAUGUUAGCAGUUUCUCGUUGUACACUAUAAUAUUCUACCUUUAUAGUACACUAUAAUAAUCUACA
This is a messenger RNA of Passer domesticus (house sparrow), 1914 nucleotides long. RefSeq names its product transcription factor 24 (gene TCF24). NCBI's taxonomy places the organism in Eukaryota, Metazoa, Chordata, Aves, Passeriformes, Passeridae. The transcript is spliced from 6 exons. Bases 375 to 1064 code for a protein of 229 amino acids. Gene Ontology annotation, molecular function: DNA-binding transcription factor activity, RNA polymerase II-specific; protein dimerization activity; RNA polymerase II transcription regulatory region sequence-specific DNA binding. The record is from RefSeq and is a predicted model, not a curated record. Gene Ontology annotation, biological process: regulation of transcription by RNA polymerase II; developmental process.